This is a messenger RNA of Amoebophrya sp. A25, 792 nucleotides long. The record is from the annotation of a GenBank genome assembly. NCBI's taxonomy places the organism in Eukaryota, Dinophyceae, Syndiniales, Amoebophryaceae.
GAACAAGACCAGCUACGCAUGACCUAAGGAUGUUUUCUUGGGCCUUCGGUUUGGAGGAGAAAGCGCCGGACGCACCGAGUCAAUUAUGGGAGUCACUGAGAAAACCGUCCCGCGCCCCUCAUAGCAAUGUAGACGCGUCAAAGGAGUUGGCCCCGUCAGGAGGUCACUCUCAUCAUGCCAGGGCUGAAAACCGAAACCGACGAGACGACCCUCCGGGAGGUUACUCUCAUCAUGCCAGGGCUGAAAACCGAAACCGACGAGACGACCCUCCGGGAGGUUACUCUCAUCAUGCCAUGGCUGAAAACCGAAACCGACGAGACGACCCUCCGCGAGGUCACUCUCAUCAUGCCAUGGCUGAAAACCGAAACCGACGAGAUGAUCAUCAGUCUUCCGAUCAUACGCCUAUUCGCCCAGCCAGACCGCCCAGGUCUAGUCCUGGCGUCAAACACCUGGGUGUUCCGCCAAAGCCAAGUGGUCGAAGGACGCCCAGCAGCCGUAGUCAUCUUGGAGGACAUGCCCAUAGAGGUCCAGCGCAAAAAGAGGUUCCUUCCAACGCAGUCGGUACUACUUCUCAACAUACUCAUGCAACGCGCAAGACGCCAUCAAGCAGUACGGUCGAACUUGCGAGUACAACACCACAUGCAACACAUCAUCUGCACAAGACUGGAACGGUACAUCGGCAAACGCCACAAAGCAAUGCUGGUCACCACCACGAGCGGACUGACAAGGCGAAUGCAAUCUCAAGUGGUACGGCCGAAUCCGCAAACAAGAUCGGAGCGCUUACCAGUAUAA